AUGUGCAGCAAUCCUAGACUUUUCUAGAGCAUUGAGAAUGAAUAAAGUUGGGAUGUAUUGGAUAUACUUAACAAAAAGUUGUUGAAUGCCGAUCUAUAUUUUUAAGAACUAAAAACAAAUUAUGCUGCCUUAAGCAGUAUUGGCAGAAUCGAAAAGUGCUCAUUAAAAAUUUAAAUCCAUUCUGUAGAAUUAAAAAUAAGGUCUAUAUUUUUUAACAACUUCUACUGA
Paramecium tetraurelia is the source of this 228-nucleotide messenger RNA. RefSeq lists its product as uncharacterized. Lineage: Eukaryota; Ciliophora; Oligohymenophorea; Peniculida; Parameciidae. The record is from RefSeq and is a predicted model, not a curated record. The transcript has a single exon.